Prunus armeniaca (apricot) is the source of this 1086-nucleotide messenger RNA. The record is from the annotation of a GenBank genome assembly. Lineage: Eukaryota; Viridiplantae; Streptophyta; Magnoliopsida; Rosales; Rosaceae.
AUGAGAGGAAAGUUUUUCAGUGGUAUGUGCACCACUCAACGUGUGGAGUCCAUGAACAAGUAUGUGAAAGAUUACUUGAGGAAAGGCGUGAAGUUGUUUGAAUGUAUUCCAGCAAUCGAUAGGGCUAUGUUACGUCUUAGGAAUAACACGGCGAAGGAUGGUUUCAACGCAAAGUACUCAACACCAGUCCUUAAAACCGCAUUGACAAAACUAGAGCAACAAGCUUCUUUGAUUUACACGCAUAGGUGCUUUGUAUUGGUAGGUCAUAAGAUCGAAUCUUGUUCAGCACUCACCCAUGAUAAUGUGAUGCAUAAUUUUGGAGGUCGUGUAUACGUAUUGUCCAAAUAUGGUGAACCGCAUAAUAAUUGGACUUGUGUUUACCACGGUGGGGAAAAUAUGCGGAUAGAGUGUGGAUGCCGGAAAUAUGAAAGUGAAGGGAUCCCGUGUUGCCACCUGUUUUAUGUAAUGAAGUGCGAGCACCUUACGGAAAUUCCUCCAGCACUCAUAAUGAAGAGAUGGACAAAGAGUGCCCAAACUGAUACAUGUACGGAAUUUAUCGGCAAAGUAGAUGAGGGAAUUUGUGAAGGCUUACGGCAAAAGGAAGAAGAGACAAGUCUGAAAUUGGGUACUGCUGACCAAUGUCCUACAAAUAUUGUGAAAGAUCCAAAUAUUGUUAAGACAAAAGGCACUCAAGCAAGGCAAGGUGGAAUGCGCAAGCGUCGACAAUGUCAUUUGUGUCGCGGAUAUGGACAUACAAAGCGUAAUUGCUCUCAAAGAAACUUGCAUCCAAGUAGAAAUGCAUGUGUCAAUAUCCCAUCAGGUAGUGAAAGCUAUCAGUAUAGUUCUGAUAAAGGGCCGUCCCCGGACAUUAGCUACAAUUAUCCUAGUCAAAUGGUUUCUCAAUGCAGAGGCAACUAUGUGGUUGAUUUGUCUGGUUCUGAUAGUUUUUCUACUGCAGACCCAAUCGGUUCUACCCCGAACAGUGACGAUGGUUUCUCAUUCGACAAUGGUGAACCUAAUUCCCUAGGUACUGGUUCAACCCAAAACAAUUGUAGCUUUGGAACUUGGUUUACAUGUAACAAUUAA